AUGGCUACAACCAGGUAUGAAAUCGAGAAGUUCGAUGGAAAGACAAACUUCGAUUUAUGGAAAGCUAAGAUCAAGACUGUAUUGGGACAGCAGAAGGCACUUUUGGCCAUCACAAACCCAGCGAAAUACCCAGAAACACUCACAGAUACAGAAAAAAAGACAAUAGAGGUAAAUGCCUAUGGAACUAUUGUCUUGAAUGUUAUAGAUAGUGUUUUAAGGCAGAUAGUUGACCAGACUACUGCUUAUGAUCUCUAUAACAAAUUAAAUGAGACUUAUCUCAACAAAGAUUUGUCUAAUAAAGCUUUAUUGAGGGAAAUAUUUUUCAUAUAUAAGAUGAAUGUUGUAAAAUUCCUCACUGAAAAUUUGAACGAAUCAAAGAGACUAUCAUCAGAAUUUAGAUCAAUAAGAGACAACAUUGGGGAAGAAAAUGAAGCCUUUAUCUUACUUAACUCCCUACCAGACUCGUUUAAGGAUGUCAAAACAGUAAUGAAGUAUGAUAGAGAAAGAAUCACUAUAGAAGCAAUUAUUUCAGCAAUCAGAGUUAGAAAACUAGAAUUAUAG
This is a messenger RNA of Benincasa hispida (wax gourd), 561 nucleotides long. The record is from RefSeq and is a predicted model, not a curated record. NCBI's taxonomy places the organism in Eukaryota, Viridiplantae, Streptophyta, Magnoliopsida, Cucurbitales, Cucurbitaceae.